Notothenia coriiceps (black rockcod) is the source of this 1128-nucleotide messenger RNA. RefSeq names its product transmembrane channel-like protein 3. Lineage: Eukaryota; Metazoa; Chordata; Actinopteri; Perciformes; Nototheniidae. Gene Ontology annotation, molecular function: mechanosensitive monoatomic ion channel activity. The transcript has 8 exons. The record is from RefSeq and is a predicted model, not a curated record. Gene Ontology annotation, cellular component: plasma membrane. The annotation marks the transcript as partial.
CUCCUGAAGAAACUUUCACGUGUACUUUACAACAUUUUGGUUCUGUUCAUUCCCUGGGAAGUUAGGAUUAAGAAAAUCGAAAGUCACUUUGGGUCGGGCGUGGCCUCCUACUUCAUCUUCCUCCGCUGGCUGUUCGGGAUCAACAUCGUCCUCACCAUCAUGACUGGAGCCUUCAUCGUGCUGCCAGAGCUGCUGGCUGGAGCUCCGUUUGGAACAACGAGGAGUAAAACUAUCCCCAAGGAGCAUCUGGCUUCAGCCCAAGACCUGGACACCAUCUGGUCUCUCGGGGGCUACCUGCAGUACUCCGUGUUAUUCUAUGGUUACUAUGGCAGACUGAGGAAGAUUGGCAGUGCGGGGUACCGGUUGCCCCUCGCCUACUUCCUGGUUGGGAUGGCGGUCUUUGCCUACAGUUUCAUCGUCCUGUUAAGAAAAAUGGCUAAGAACUCUCGUAUGAGCCUGGCCAGCGCCUCCGAUGAGAACUUCACGUUCUGCUGGAGGGUGUUCUGUGCCUGGGACUACCUGAUCGGGAACCCUGAGGCUGCAGAGAGCAAAGGAGCCGCCAUCGUCAACAACAUCCGGGAAGCCAUUGUUGAGGAGCAGGAAAAGAAGAAGGAUACCAGUCUGGCAGUUCUGAUCAGUCUGCGGAUCCUCGCCAACAUCCUGGUCCUUCUGUCUCUGGCCGGCAGCAUCUACAUCAUCUACUUUGUGGUGGACCGCUCUCAGAAACUGGAGCAGGAGAAGCCGGAGCUGACGCUGUGGGAGAAGAACGAGGUGAGUGUGGUGGUGUCUCUCAUCACGAUGAUCGCUCCGUCUGCCUUUGAGCUGGUGGCUCAGCUGGAGAUGUACCACCCCCGAACCUCGCUGCGCUUCCAGCUGGCCAGGUACUCCGUCACUCUGCCUGAUGCAGCACUAAUCACUAUCACACACUGUAUAAUGCAUCACAGGUCCUACCAACAUGUGUCAUAUGUGUUACGGUGAGUGAAGCAAGCAGGACCCAAAGGCAGAUAACGCUGAAAAUGCCUUUAUUUCAAGGAUAAUAUAGACAAACGGAACACUCCCCAGUGACCACAGUCACCAACAAAAGACAAACCAACACUGAACACAGGAAGAGACAAGACUAAAUACAGG